This is a messenger RNA of Macrobrachium nipponense, 4052 nucleotides long. RefSeq lists its product as uncharacterized. Lineage: Eukaryota; Metazoa; Arthropoda; Malacostraca; Decapoda; Palaemonidae. Bases 139 to 3747 code for a protein of 1202 amino acids. The record is from RefSeq and is a predicted model, not a curated record. The transcript is spliced from 4 exons.
UUUUAUAUAAACGUAGCAACGAACGUGUCUCACACAAGUGCAGCAACUUUACGACUUACUACGUAUGUUUAUAGUGCCACUCUGUGGACAGGAAAUGGAUAGCUCCGUCUUCCAAUUCGCUAUUUGAAGCCAUCGAAAAUGGACGAUCAGGAAGAGAUUGACUAUGGGGCCUAUCAUCAAGUGCCUAUAUUGCAUUUACUGAGGAAUGGAUUUACCCCACUUUUAGCAAAAAUUGCAGUAAGGAAGUUCAAGAAUAAACUUUUAGUCAAUGAUAACUUGUUAUCUGAAAAUAAAGGUAAAUCCCUUUUCGAAUUUUACAGGAAAAUAAACAAUAAAGGUAAAAAGGCUGAAGAGAAGAGAAACAAAAGGCAAGAAAGUCGACAGGAGAAUGAACAGUUAUCAAGAACUUUGCAUUUGGUAAAUGUAAAUAAUUAUAAAGAUGACCUGGAAGGUUUCACACUUGAUGAUUUCUUAAUGGAAAACAAAGAGGAUAAAUUGAUUCAAUGUUUUAGUGGUUUUGAUGUGAAAUUUCUUCUAGACCUAAUAACCAAUCAAAUUUUGGAUUAUGAACUAUCUGAAGAUCUUCUCAGGGAAAUUAAUUCUGUAAAGCGGAUACGAAAUGUUUUGUUUCAUUAUGGUAAGAAAACAGACUAUACGGUGGAAUUUAAGGAGAAAUUUUAUGAAUUGUGUAAGAUACUCAAGGAGAUAUAUGACAUUUUGAAGGAGGACUGCAAGGAGCUUGAAAAAAUAAUAGAAGAAGCCAAGAAAGAGGAGAAGUGCCUAAGUACACACAGGAUUAUAGAGGAUAUGUACAAGGAGCUCAAAGAAGAUGAGAUGGCAAAGUGUCAGCCAAGAUGUGAAUCCUAUAUUAAAAUCCCUAUGAAAAAUAUAAGGGAGCACGCUGUAGAGGACUUUGAGCAGUUUCUUAAGGAUGCAAAUCAGCCAGUUGUGUUGUGUGGACCUUUAGGAUCUGGAAAAUCAACUGCUCUUCAGAGAUUAUCACACAAGUUUUAUACUGAAGAAAACAGUAUGAAAUACGACUUGGUAAUAAUUCUUAACUCACCCUCCAGGCAGCAGCAGAACUUCUGGAAUAUAGAUGAUAUUGAGGAUGCAAUUAAAAGAAAGAUGUUCAGAAGCUGCCAAGAAACUGUGAGAAAGCAUACAAUUGAUGUGUGCUUAUUUAUAUUGAUGAAUUGUGGAAAUAUUCUGUUUCUUGUUGACUACAAUAUUAAUUCUAAUGAUGUUAGAGGUGACAGAUUGAGAGGAAAGUGGGUCUUUUGCAGUAGCAGUUUACCUACUGAGUGGUCAUCUAAUUAUUGUGUUCUUAACAUUGAAUAUCUUCAUGAGGAAUUAGUAAAAGAGUUGCUAGGUACUUUGACUUCCAGCACAGAGGGUAAAGAUGUUAUUUCUUUGUAUGAGAGCUGUGAGUAUAAAAGUCUCAUCAAUACUCCUGAUAUGGCCAUUAUAUUUAGUGAGGUUAAAGAAAAAAAAUAUGUAAACGUGCUACUUCAGUCGUACUUGGACAAGAAAGUAUCAUCUAUUGAGAAUUCGGAUGCUCAUUGUAAAAUAUUGGGGAAAAAGGCAUUUGAGUUUAUUUUAAAUAACAAAGUGGAAUACUCGGAUAAAGAUCUCUGUGGUAUUAGUGAGAAGUUGAUAUUACCCUUAUUUGUCAAACACAAAAAUUCAUAUGUAUUUAACCUACGUGUUAUUGAAGACUUUUUGGCAGCAAAGUAUAUUACAGCAAACCCCAGAGAAGCAUGUAAGAAAUGGGUUGAUAAAAUUUCACCAUUGACUAGGGUAUUUAGGUUUGUUUGUGCAAUUUGGUAUGAAACGAACAAUUUACAGAACAAUUUACGUCAUUUGGAAAGUUAUCUUGCACAGUACAUUGGUGCUAAAUCUUCAAAGCAAGGAACCUUUACAAAGUGGCCCUUCCUCAUCUCUGUUGCAGAAUACUGUCAAUUCCAAGCAGAUAUGAUGAAGCUGAUCUGUAAAUUACUGGUGCAGAAAACCAAUUGGGUGAUUAAAUGCAAGUUUAUAAAUGAUGAAGGGAAGAUUGAAGCACUUUUUAGAUUAUUAGAAAAUGUGCAGGUAAGCAAACCAGUCUCUAUAAGGAUUGAAAGUGGUGUCCAAAGAACAACAAUAUGUGAUAUUUGGGAUAAGCUUAAUUGCAUACCAAACUUAAGUGCUAAAAUCCAAAUAACCAUGAUGCAUAAACAUACCAAACCAGUACUAUGUGACAGUUGUAUCUCCAGGUUACCAAGUAAGAUUGUGCAAGUCGAUAAAUUGCUUUUCAUCACUAAGUAUGAGGGACCACUUUUGUGUUCUGGCAUUACAGAUUUUUUGAGGUGCCAGAGUAUGAGACAUCUAGAAAUUUUGGAUGUUACUGUGUAUGAUAUUGCCUCUUUAGCUGGAGCCUUGUCCUGUGAGAAGUUGGAUAACUUGAAAGCAGUAGUUAUAAAGAUAGAAUUGAUAGCUUCAACAUGUAAAUCUAUAAAUGCUCACAAUUUAAGUUUUCCAUCUUUGCCAGUCACUGUAUCAUUUGAUAUUUAUAUUAAAUAUUUUGAUGGAAUGCAAGAAUUACUAAGAAGCUUUGCAAAUAAAGAGCAUCUCCGUGCCCUAACCAUAAGAGGUAUGCACAUUAAAGAAAAUUUUGCUCUUGAUUUAUCUCACUUUACGGCUCUUGAAGCUCUUUAUGUCAAUUUUAAUCAUUAUGCUGCUUGUUCUUCAAAUGUCCGAGAAGAACAUAGAGCAAGUGACCCCCAACAUUCACAUUUUCUUUUGAAUAGCAAACUUCCUGGGAAUUUACAAAGACUUAUGCUAAGAGAUGCUUUGUUUUGGAAUGAUUCCAAUGCUUUCUUGGUGGGAUGGCCCUAUGUUUUGGAAAAGUGUGACAUCCAAAGGUUAAUACUCCUUGAUUCUAAUGUUUCUGUUAAGGGCACAAGAAAUAUUAUUAGUAAGCACAUUGGAGUAUCAAUAGAAAAAAGUUUUAAAAAACUGUGUACAAGUACAGAGGUGACUAAGAGUAGGGAACUUAAGCCAAAGGAACCCCGUUUGAGUGAAGAAGAACGAAAACUACGAAGACAAAAUAAACCAAAUGGCAAGGAGCUGAUAAUUACAUCUGAUGUGAAAAUGUGUAGCACAUGCCAAAAGUUUCCAUGUACGUGCCAGCACAAUAAACUACCAGAUUCACUGGAUGAUGUUGUUGAGUUGAUUAAUGAUGCUUAUUAUUUUGAUAUUCUUAGCCUAAGUUAUACUAAUGACAUCAUUACUGUCCGGAAGGAUCUUUGUGGUGAUUUGAGGGUUCGUUGUCCAUUGACUGAUCUCACCGAUGAUAUCAUGAACAGUUAUGUACUGAAUAAACUAGAAUCUGAGCAGCCACUGAAAUCCUUUUUUGAAAUCUUAUAUCUGGCUCAAAGUAUUACACUGGACUGUACAAGAUUAACCUUAAAUGGAGCAAAGAAAGUAAUUGAUAAGAUCAUUGAAUUAAAAACAAGAAUGUGUUUUUGUAAAGAACCAUUUUCACUAACUAUAACAUCAUUUGAAUAUGGUAUUGUAGUAGAUGAAGUAAAGAACAGCCAGUUUUUAGAGUAUUUAGUAAAUGAAGCCUAUUUAGACCAGUUCAAGUUCUGUCACUGUGAGAAUAAAAGCAAGUACAUUCGAAAGACUAGAAAGAAGGAAAUUGUUAUAAAUGAUGAAUUUGUGAAUGUUUAUAGAGCCUCAAGAGAGGAUGAUGACAUGAAAGAAUAGAGAGACUGGAACACACUUGAUUUUAUUAUGACAUACAGACAUAAAAAAAAAAGGAUUGCACUGUUAAGGUGGGGGAGGUGUAUGCCUAGCACAACUUUGAUAACUGUGAAUAUCUUUGAAUGUGAAGAGACCUCUAAAACUGAUAAGAACAUGGAGGAAGAUGAAAAUGAAGAAAUGAAAAAUGAAUGUGAAGAAAAGCAUUAGUAAUGUAGCACAAAAAUGUAAAUGGUAGGGACCACUGUAAAAAGUAAAACAUAUGGCAGGAGACUCAUGUAGUAUAAGUUCAAUGUUUGUGUGUGUGCAUA